AUGAAGCUUUCCAACACUCUUCUUGCUGCCACUGCUGCCGUGGCUGGUGUUUCUGCCGCUGACUCGUCCAUCACCGUCACCAUGACCUUCACUGAUAACGACAGAACUUACACCAAGACCAGAACUGACCCAUACACUGGCCAGGCCACCACUUUGCCAACCGACGGUACCCACCUCACCACCUUCACGCUUGCAAACGACGACUACACUGCUACUAUCAGUAUGACCAACACUUAUGGCAAAGAAACUACUGUUACGUCCCUGGACAUCAUCGUGGGCCCAGAAGAGACCUAUACUAGACAAACGACGUUGCAAAUGCACACAACCCAGGUGAGCUCCUACUUGGACUGGUUGUCUUCAAAGAAUGCUGCUGCCCAGUCGAGAAUCGAUGGUCACUCUGAGACUUCUGACACCACUUCCACUUCUGCCACUGCCGAGGCUACUACUGACGAAACUACCUCUGCUACAGGUGGUGCCGUGAAGUAUAGUGUAGGCAGUGCUGCUUUGGGAGUUGCUGCUAUUAUGCUUUUGUAA
Molecule: messenger RNA, 534 nt
Organism: Candidozyma haemuli
Lineage: Eukaryota; Fungi; Ascomycota; Pichiomycetes; Serinales; Metschnikowiaceae
Exons: 1
Coding region: 1-534 (177 amino acids)
Source: RefSeq, a predicted model, not a curated record